GCAACGACGCAACGACGCAACGACGCAACGACGCAACGACGCAACCACAUAAGCAUUUUCGGGUCGCACCACCCUAAAAACGAGUUCCAGCUCAUCUGCAACCACCGGAGUAUAUAUAUGUACCUAUUAGUGGCGGACCGACCGCCCACCGCCUUUUCGCCGGUGGGUGGUCGGCAGCGGUAGGGCAUUUCCAGCGGAAAGGCAGAAAUGAAGCAAUUUGUGUUAUCACCACUAAAUACCUGUAGAAUCCAUAAGAUAAAGCUGAUCAGCGUGUUCUACUGCUAAUCCUUUAUCUGACGCUGUAAGAUUCUUAUCUGUAUAGGGUGCAAGUGGAAGAUGGCUGUACGCCUCCUUAUACACCUUAUCUGUCUUCUUUCUAUUCAGCUCUUUACCUUUUUAUCAGCAAUUGAAUAAUUCACAUCUCAUACGGUAAGUAUACCGCUGCCUCUAAGUCUUGGAACCUCUCGCUUAGUGAUUUUACGCUGACAAGGGGCCUGAAUAGCAGUAAUUUUGAUCAAGGGUACUAUUUACAUUUGCCAGGUCUUCAGAUUGACGUUUAUGGUAAUGAAGCAAGCGUUUAAAGCCUACGCCGGGAAGGCCGUGCACAGUUAAUUAGAGGCCGAGAUCUCGAAGGCAACAGUUGCGGCAUCAACACACGUCUUUCUUGUUUCCUAGCUUCUCUAUCAUCGAAUCCUGUCACCCUAAAUGGCCGAGCGCAACUAUAGGCUCUGGUCACCCAUUGACGAACGGAAGCUUUUGCGGUUCCUCAACCGGCAUCGGCACCUCAUGUGGGAGCAGCGAGCCGCAAAGUACUGCUCCGAGGUGAAUGUAGGGCGGACGAUUGAAUCCCUGCGGUCUAAGUACGCUCAACUGCGGAGAGGGAUUAGACGACUUCGGGCAAUCUACCGAAGCCGUUCCUAUCUGAGUCCCUUGACCGCUCAAUUUAUCCACCGCUGGCAGGAGCGUGCGUUGAACGAUCUCUCCGCGAUGCAGGUUCCUGAUCCGCCAGUCCUGGAGUUGAAACCCCGCAGCCAAGACAUACUGGCCAUGUUACGACUCAUAGAGCGGCACCAGCGCGAUCGGCCUUGAACCCCUCCGCCGUCCCAAGGCCCACAGAUGAACAAUGAGCGAUGGAAUGAUUUUGCCGCGGCUCCGCUGCGAAACCAAAAACGCCAAGCCAGGUUGGUGUUCAACGCCCAACAAUAUCUGGCCGGUGCCAUAACGUCCAAGAAGAAAGCGUCCACCAUGUAGCGGAAGGGCAAGAGGGUAUAACAGACUUGCCCAGCUCAAGCUGUUCAGCUCGACUUAUGUCAUCAAUCAGAAACCGGGGGAGGCCUCGUUCCGCCGCAUCACUAGGGCGGCUGAUCCAUCGCCUUACCGAUGGCCCUAAGUCACCGAAGCAAGUGAAAUCCGGGAAAGAACACCAAACGAAUUGGAACCAAAGAUCACAGGAUCAACUACGUCAAUUUCUCAGAGAAAACUGUCUCUUUUUUUCUGAUUUGUAGUCCUCAUUCGAGCAAGAGCUGAUCUACGUCUCAUGUAUAUAUAAUAGACUGAAA
This is a messenger RNA of Aspergillus alliaceus, 1559 nucleotides long. RefSeq lists its product as uncharacterized. The transcript has a single exon. The coding region runs from base 706 to 1089 and encodes 127 amino acids. The record is from RefSeq and is a predicted model, not a curated record. Lineage: Eukaryota; Fungi; Ascomycota; Eurotiomycetes; Eurotiales; Aspergillaceae.